AAAACCUUUGUCAGAAAAUAUUGUUCAUAUUGUGGAAAAGAUAAUGGAUAUCACACCAAAACAUGUUCAAACAAUAAUGCCAAUUAUUAUGAAGGAAAAAGAGCAAGAGGACCAACACCUAUGAUUCUUAAAUAUAACAACUUCAAGAACAAUAGAGGAAAAGAAAGACCUCGAUACAAUAAUAAUAAUAGAAACAAUGGUGGAAGAAGACCACAAAACAAUACAAGAAAAUCUUUCACAAGAAGAAGAGUUAACAACUACAAGGAAGAAAAACAACCAGAAAAAGAGAGAUCUCAUGGUCAGCACACAAAUUCUGAUGAAAUCACCCAACCUGAUACCGCAAAUCAGCCAAAAAUACAUUUAACAAAGAGCAAAUCAUAUGCAGCUAGUUACCUUGCUCAAAAAACUAUAAAAGAUAAACUUAAACUUACUACUUAUACCCUAAACAAAACAAGUCAAACCUCUAACAACCAAUUACACGUCAAUAACAAUAUAAUAUUGGAAAAAGCCUUUGAGCCUAACAUAGUAACUAACAAUGUUACUCCACAAUCUAAAAAUGAAACCAUUUUAAGUCCUAUACAAAAAGGCAAUAACAACACUUUAAAGAAGAAGAAAGUAAAACUGCCCUUAGAAAGAAAAUCUAAACAAGAGGAAGUAGAAGAAACCUUAAAUAAGGUACUACCUUCAAAGAAAGGAAAAAAGAAGGAAGAUGAAUUUUCUAAAGAUCAACUACGAAAAAUGGGUCAAAUCAUUAAACAAAAGUUAAAUAGAUUAGAUAAAGCUAUACUUGAUGGAGAAAUAGCCAAAGAUACAAAAAUUGAACAAACAAUUCAAGAUCUCAAUUGGAGAUUAGAGCAAAUAAAUAAAACCUACAGUUAUACUCAAGGCUUAACUGAAGAAGAAAUAGAAGAAUAUCUUGAAUCAAUACAAAAAGUAACAAAAAUUAAAGAUACUGACAAACCUGCAGAAACAAGAAGAGAAUACUUAUAUGAAGUACUAUCAACAUUAAACGAAACAAAUGAUGCAACAAUAUGGAAACAUCGAGAAGAUAUAAAAGAUCUUUAA
This is a messenger RNA of Dentiscutata erythropus, 1065 nucleotides long. Lineage: Eukaryota; Fungi; Glomeromycota; Glomeromycetes; Diversisporales; Gigasporaceae. The record is from the annotation of a GenBank genome assembly.